CGUCGCGGCCCUGGGGAUGGGCGGAGCCCCAGCCGCCUGAGCUGGUGGCCGCCGCCGCUGCGGGAGCCGGAGCAGCCACCUCUAUUCCCGCGCGUUGCUGCUUCUCAGGGCGGUGGUAUGCUGGGGAAAGGGGUAGUCGGCGGUGGCGGAGGCACCAAGGCGCCGAAACCCUCCUUCGUGUCGUAUGUGCGCCCCGAGGAAAUUCACACAAAUGAAAAGGAAGUAACUGAGAAGGAAGUAACUCUUCACUUGUUGCCAGGAGAGCAGCUGCUUUGUGAAGCCAGCACAGUACUGAAGUAUGUCCAGGAAGAUUCCUGUCAGCGUGGGAUCUAUGGGAAACUUGUCUGCACAGACUUCAAGAUUGCUUUCUUGGGCGAUGACGAGUCUGCACUGGAUAAUGAUGAAACCCAAUUUAAGAAUAAGAUUAUAGGAGAAAAUGACAUCACACUCCACUGUGUUGAUCAGAUUUAUGGAGUGUUUGAUGAGAAAAAGAAAACUCUCUUUGGACAACUGAAGAAAUACCCUGAGAAACUCAUCAUCCACUGCAAAGACUUCCGGGUAUUCCACUUCUGUCUGAGGUACACAAAAGAAGAAGAAGUCAAAAGGAUUGUCAGUGGCAUAAUUCACCAUACCCUGGCUCCUAAACUGCUGAAACGAUUGUUUCUCUUCUCCUAUGCAACUGCUGUGCAACACAAUAUGGCCACCAAUCCCAAGAACCAUACUGUGAUGUUUGACACACUUGAGGACUGGUGGUGGGAGCUGGAGCGGACCAAAGGCAGCAUGAAGUACAAAGCAGUGAGUGUCAAUGAAGGCUACAAAGUCUGUGAGAGGUUGCCAGCAUACUUUGCUGUCCCCACCCCUCUUCCUGAAGAGAACGUGUCACGCUUUCAGGGUCACGGCAUACCAAUAUGGUGUUGGUCCUACCACAAUGGAUGUGCCCUUUUGAAAAUGUCAGCACUGCCCAAAGAACAGGACGAUAGCAUUUUGCAAAUCCAAAAGAGCUUCUUGGAUGGAAUUUACAGGAUCAUCCACAGGCCACCCUAUGAAAUUGUCAAAACUGAAGACCUAUCAAACAACUUCCUGUCCCUGCCAGACAUCCAGACCGCAUACUCUAAGUUUAAGCAGCUGUUUCUGAUAGAUAACAGUACUGAAUUUUGGGACACAGAUAUAAAAUGGUUUUCUCUGUUGGAAAGUAGCAACUGGCUUGACAUCAUCAGACGUUGCCUGAAAAAAGCAAUAGAGAUUAUAGAAUGCCUAGAAGCACAAAACAUGAAUGUUCUUCUUUUAGAAGAGAACACUUCCGACCUCUGCUGCCUCAUCUCCUCGCUGGUGCAAGUGAUGAUGGACCCUCAUUGUAGAACCAGGGCUGGAUUCCAGAGCCUUGUCCAAAAGGAGUGGAUCAUGGGCGGGCACUGUUUUCUGGAUCGCUGCAACCAUCUGCGUCAGAGUGACAAGGAGGAGGUUCCCGUGUUCCUGCUCUUCCUGGACUGUGUCUGGCAGCUGGUGCACCAGCACGCCCCUGCGUUCGAGUUCACGGAGACGUACCUGACUGUCCUGUCCGAUAGCCUGUACAUACCUAUUUUUAGCACCUUCUUCUUCAAUUCGCCUCAUCAAAGAGAAACUAACAUGGGUAGGGAAAGCCAGGACACACAAAGCAAGCCUUUGAGUCUGCUCACCGUGUGGGAUUGGUCUGUACAGUUUGAACCCACAGCCCAGACGUUGCUCCAGAAUCCGCUGUAUGUGGAAAAGCCCAAAAUGGACAAAGGCCAGCGGAAAGGAACACGUUUCAAACUGGACCAGAACUCCCUGAGCUCCGGAACUGCUUGGCCAGAGCAUCAACGACAGCUUUCUUUGCCACUCACCCAGUCUAAGUCAUCUCCCAAGAGAGGAUUUUUCAGGGAAGAAACAGAUCAUUUAAUUAAAAACCUUCUGGGCAAGAGAAUUAGCAAACUAAUUAAUUCUUCUGAUGAGCUGCAAGACAACUUUCGAGAGUUCUAUGACAGCUGGCAUAGCAAGCCCACCGACUACCACGGUCUGUUGUUGCCUCACAUCGAGGGGCCAGAAAUCAGAGUCUGGGCCCAGCGCUACUUGCGUUGGAUUCCAGAAGCCCAAAUUCUGGGUGGUGGCACAGUGGCCACCAUGAGCAAACUCUUGGAAAUGAUGGAGGAAGUACAGAGCUUACAAGAGAAAAUCGACGAGCGACACCACCACCAGGAGGCCCUCCAGGGAGAGGCCCGGUCUCUGCUGAGGAACUCUGUCCGCCUGUCCUCUCUGUUUCCUUUUGCUUUGCUGCAGCGACAUUCCUCUAAGCCUGUCUUGCCCACCAGUGGUUGGAAAACUUUAGGAGAUGAAGACGAUCUGGCCAAACGAGAGGAUGAGUUUGUGGAUCUAGGGGAUGUAUGACCUGUCUGUUCAGUGAUUGUGAAAGAGGUAUCUUGAAGACUGGGACAGGAGUCCAACACUUUGACACACUGACCUCUGGACUGGUGUGUCACACUGAAGCCCACUGCUGGGAGGGAGGGCCAUUAGUUAGCCCAGAGCUCUGGAGGAGGAAACCUGGGCCUUUAGGAAAAGAGCUGGUUCUCUUUUCUUUUUUUUUCCUCUCAUGGUCCUGAAAGACUAUGCAAUUAAAACCAUGUCUCUAGUAUUAUUAAGUGAAAGGAUUACUACUUGACCCAUCACAGAAUUGCAGCAGUUGUCUGAUGCACAAGUGUUAUACAGAAUCUGCAUUAGCUGGUUUACUCUACUAAAAAGGGCUUUGGUAAGAUAUUCUUGGACUCAUUUCUUUCUUCAGAUCCUGCCAGUGCCAAGAUAAUUUAUCCAGUCCCUGGGAAUAGUCAGUGUUUUUCUAACCCAUCUCACUUCGGAGCAAGUUCAGCCUUAUUUAAUGUGUAUAUGGCAAAUGAAAGGAUUCGGAUCCAGGUAUUGAGAUGUGUGGCAUUCACUUAAACCACAGCAUUUUUUCUUUCUGCAUCCUCUUGCCUGUAGAAAGCUGGAGAAAUCCCGCCCGUGUCACCCAUCCUGACAUUUCAGACCACACGCCCUCCUGCACAGGCCGUGUGGGAGUGCUGGGCUAGCCAGCCACACCACCCUUGACCAGGUGCCGCUGUCUGCAGGUCCCUGCCUGCUCCAUACCACGCCCACCGUCCCUCCAUGCUGCCUGCCUUCGGUGCCCAUGGUUCCCGGGUCUUGCUGCUAAACCUGGUGGUUAAACUGGGGACUCUCUUUGGUCUGCUCAGAGGAGCUUCCACUCUUCUGGAGGCUCUCAGUGUUUGCAGGUAACUGCUUUGCCUUUUCCAGUAGCAUGUUGAGGCCUCGGAGCAUUUGUGACCGUGGUCCCCUGCGGCAGCCCCUCAGAUGGUUUCCCCAUAUUCUCUGUCACCUGACAGACAGAUGAGGAUCACUUGUGAAUGUGGCUUUCAUAGGGAAGCUGUUAAGCAUAAAUAUCAGAAGUGAUGGUUAUCACAUAGUACCUCAGCGAUUUAAAAAAGCCAUAGAAGAAAGUUAACUGUGUCUGGUAACCUUCUUACAUCUGCUGUCCAAAUGAUCUAUAUUUUUAAAUGCAGGAAUGUACACUUCAUAAGGACCAGUUUUUUCAUUCUCAAUGGAACCCUGUUAAAUCCCACUAAAGGAAGGGGAAGGGGAAGGGGAAAAAAUCUAAUGUUAGAAUGUUUCAAAUUGAAUGUUUGCCUUUAAUAUACAUUUACUCUCCAGUAUAUAUCCCAAUAUAAAUAGUACACGUUUAGAAAAACUUUAGUUGCUUGAGGGCAAUAAGAAACUUUGAAACUAUUGACAAAGAAGAGUUUCUCAGUUUGCACUGAAUCGUCUUUUGUACGUACUAGAGACUGCUUCGCCACCCCCACUCCAUGUGGACACGAGCCAGGUUGGUCUGUGAAGAUGACCAGAGGCCGAGGGGAGGGCAGGAUUCAUGCACUGGGGGCCAAGCACACAUCCAGUCUCAGUUGCCUUAAGAGUCUCACUAGGGAGGUCAGUGUUAGGCUUGCAAUAGGGAUUUAAAAAAUACACUAGUUCAUUAGCUGCCUUCACAUAUGCUCUGUGGGCCUUCUUAAACUAGCACUAACCUCCACUUCUCACAUUGCCUCCCAAAUACACUAUGGAGCUAACUAUUUUUGUUGCCGUAUUAUAACGUGAAUGGUUAUACAGUGGCCUCUUCAGUCUUAGGAUCUUAGUAAUUUUCAUUCAGAAAUGCCCGGUGUAAUGCUUUACACUUCACAAGGAUGGUUUAAAGGCACAAGUUCAUGGCCCUUGUCAUAGCAGUUGAAUGUGCAUUGAAAUAUUUUUCUAUGACUUAAAAAAAUUAUAAUAGAAAAAUAAGCUGUUAUAACAUGGAAGGUCAUGACAAUUUAUGUAUUUAUAUUUGAAAUCAGAUUUUUAUAAACUUGUAUUUGUGUACAGAAUUCUCAGUGGGUUUAUAUAUUGUGACAUUUUUAUUCAAGAUUAAAAUGUGGGUUAUGCUUAACAGUUAAAGCAGAAAUGAGACCAUUUGCUUUGUUUAAAAUGCUGCACUGUGCAAAUUUGGAAAUGUACAUUAAUUUACUGUAUAUAAUAUCUCGAGUUUGUUUAUACCUCCAAGUUUUUACACUGAAGAUAAAUUAGCUUUAAUUACACUUAAAACUUUUUUUUUUUUAAGGGAAUAAGCUGUUGGGCUAAAUCUGUAUAAAUGUGCUUUUUAUUUUCUGGAUGUUCAAUGAAAGUUUAUACUUGUAUCUCACUGCAUCGUAUCUGAUUGCAGAAAUUAAAGCACA
Molecule: messenger RNA, 4766 nt
Organism: Molossus molossus (Pallas's mastiff bat)
Lineage: Eukaryota; Metazoa; Chordata; Mammalia; Chiroptera; Molossidae
Gene: MTMR12
Product: myotubularin related protein 12
Exons: 17
Coding region: 118-2403 (761 amino acids)
Source: RefSeq, a predicted model, not a curated record